UCACGAAUUGAAGUUUGAUCUAAUUGAAUAUUUCUUACUACAACUCCAUAAUGAAAUUGUUACACAUCAUCGCAACAUUGGCUUUCGUGUGCAUCAACAUGACGGUGAUGCCAGUUGCAGCAAGAACGUUGGAGUCAAUGGAGGUCCCGAACAACCUCCGUGAUAAAAGAUGGGCUCCAACCGAGCUAUCAGUAGCUGACGUCAUCAGGAUGGCCUGGCAACUGCGCAUGGAAGAAUUACAAAAACAGGAAAAAUUGAACAGGAAGAAAACGAGGUCUGCUGAUGUGGAGCUGGAAAGUGAAAGAUCCAAGAGGGAUCCAGAAUUUUUGGAAUAUUAUUGGGUUCCCGAAGACGUGCCGAUGAGUGACUAUCAUAACUUGAGAACAAUCGUUGUUGACCUCAUUCGUGACCAGCGUGCUCGGGAGAUUGCCAACACUCCCAGAAAUCCUGUCAACAGCAUGGGGAGAUAGAAAAAGCUUUGUCGCUAUUUAUUUGUUGAGCAAUGGAAAUAUUCACACAAAAGUGUAAAACAUAUUAAUAAUUAUAAAAGAAAUAUUUUGUUUGUAAUAAAAAAUAAUUUAUUUUUGUUUCUUUCAAACUAUUCCGUAAAAAACAAUAAACGAA
Helobdella robusta is the source of this 624-nucleotide messenger RNA. RefSeq lists its product as hypothetical. The coding region runs from base 51 to 470 and encodes 139 amino acids. The record is from RefSeq and is a predicted model, not a curated record. Lineage: Eukaryota; Metazoa; Annelida; Clitellata; Rhynchobdellida; Glossiphoniidae. The transcript has 2 exons.